UCCAGACUCCAAACUGUGCCCAUCGCAUUCGCGCCCAGUGCAAUCUCCGCAUCGGCCGUCGCGACCUCCGCGAAGUGCAGCUCCAGCGACUCACGGUUACGGGUCGUACAUAUAAAGCUCAUAUAUACAUGUAUAUACGACUGUUCUGCUAUGAGCUGAGCCGAGCCGAACAUCGCAAUAAGAUUGCAGGGAGGUGGUUGGGUGUAAUUUCUGCUUGUUUGAAAAAGUGACAAGUGUUACUGAAUUGAACAACGAGUCGACAAAAGAGAGUACUCGCAUUGGAUAUCAAGGGCCUAAGGCGAGGUGAUUGAGAAUUAAUUAUUGGGGAAACUAUAUACAAACGAAGUGUACAAACUACAACCGAUGGUGACAGUGCAAGCGCGACUGCGCGCACUAGCGCCCGCUGAUCGACCAGUUUGCAAGACCCAUAUCUAGUCAUUCUCCGUCUUUCUUUCUCUCUCUCUCUCUCUCUAUUUCUCUUUCUUCUUAACGAAUUGCUGCUAUUGCUGAUGAAUUGAACAGACGAGUGUCAUUUAGCUUUCGGAUGCUAUUAGCCAACGCUUGAUUAAGUGCUUCUGUUUUAUCCUAACUGUGAUUAUCCACUUCCAUACUACUGAAGUGUCGGAAUAAUUGCUUGAAUAUCCCCAGUGUUCGGAGCUGGAAAUAGCUGGUUUUCUUCUUUGCUCUUUCUAACUGUCAGUCUUGAAAAAACUAUCAUUUUCAGUUAAUUUGACGCUCAACGACAGGUGCCGAUUUCUCUGUUUACUUUCAUGUUUCUUGGAUAAAUUUCUUUUAUAAGAUUGCAUGGCUAAAUUGAAGUGGUGAUAUGCAUUUAUCAAGUAUUCAAAAUUUUUGUAAUCAAGAACCAACCUGUCAAAGUGACAUGGAUCAACUACUUCACUUUGACCCAGGUCUUUAUGAAAAAUGGUAAAUCUAACAGAUUGAUUGACAGCAACUGCAACCAAACAGCUAUAGGUGCCAUCCAUUCUAAGAGAAGCCGUGGCACCUUUAUCUAGGCUAAGUACUUGCACCCUUGGAUUUUCGAUAUGGGUAUGCAAGGGUGACCGGAGUUAUGGGAUGGGGCCAGAGCCCCAUGGAGUUCGGGUAAACCCGUCUCCAACUAAGCCCCCCAGCCCUCUCCAGCAUUGUUAUCGCCACUGCUCCUGCCAAAGGCACAGAGGACUCCCUCGAACACGAUGGAGGGCUCCAGUGCUUUACAACCCAAAGAAAGAGAGUCACGUGUACACAGACCAUGUGCUUUUGACAAGAUGGAAGGGUUGGUGCGGGAAAUGCAGGACCCUGAAAAUGGGGUACCAGUUCGAAGCCAAAAGCUUUUUCUUACCUCGAUUCCAUCAGCAUUCAUGGGAUAUGACCUCAUUGAAUGGUUGAUGGAUAGACUAAACAUUGAAGAAUCAGUAGAGGCAGUCCACAUUGCUAAUCAACUCUGCCAAUAUGGUUACUUCUUCCCUGUAAAUGAUUCUAGAACUCUUACUGUGAAAGAUGACAGCUCUCUUUAUAGAUUUCAGACUCCUUAUUAUUGGCCUUGGCAGCACAAAACUCCCGAUAAUGUGGAGUAUGCGAUUUAUUUGGCAAAACGUACUUUAAGAAAUAAGCAACGCCAUGGUCUAGAAGAAUACGAACUUGAGGCACUAAGUACCCUGAAAAAUAAUUUGCAAAAAAAAUGGGAACUCAUUCAGUUGCAAGCCGAUGAACAAGUGCGCUUGUCUAAAGAUCGAAAAAAAGGUGAUAAAAUCGUAAGUGAUUCUCAGGAACGUGCAUUCUGGCGAGUGUAUAGACCUCCGCCAGGAUGUACGAGUAGUCUUGAAAUGAUGCCAAUACCUAAUAGAGCACGACCUGGAAUUGCUCGUGCUCCUCCUAGAAAACGCACUCUCAAUGAUCUACAACGUGAAGUAAUUUUUAUUCUUCAGUUUCAUAUAAAAUUUAAAAAUUCAUAUCGAUCUGUUGUAAUAAAACAUUUUUCGUUCGCUCAUCUCUUACAGGUUGAACUACUACGUAGCAGUGUUACACGAACUAGAAUUAAAGUUUCUGUUGCAAUCGAAAGUUUGAAAACGCAUUUUGAAACAUACAUAGAAUACGACCCUAUGAUAACGCAACCUUUACCUUCUAAUCCAUGGAUCACUGAUGAUCAAACAUUCUGGCAGCUGCAUAGUCCUUUAGUUGAAAUUCCGACGGAAAAACGGGUUAAAAGAUGGGGUUUAUCAAUGGAAGAAUUAAUGUCAGACCCGACAGGUUUACAAGAGUUUACAAAUUAUUUGAGGAAAGAGUAUAGUCAUGAAAAUAUUCGCUUCUGGCUCGCAGUAAAGGAUUUGAGGCACAGCAAUCAAGCUAAAAUUAAUGACAAAGUUAAUGAAAUAUUCAGGGAAUUUUUAAAGCCGGGUGCACCUUGUGAAAUAAAUAUUGAUGGUAAAACAAUGGAAAAAGUUCAUCAAGAAAUGAAAAAUCCGACUCGGUUCACUUUUGAUUCAGCUGCUGAGCAUGUAUAUACACUGCUCCUCAAGAAAGAUUGUUACCCACGAUUUAUUCGUUCAGAUCAUUAUCGAAAUCUUCUCGCUGCUGGAGUGCAACCCUUGCAAAAGAAAAGAUUUUUUGCCUUUGGCGGCCAAGGUAAAAAAAAAAUUUCGACGUUGCCCGGAAGUAUGUCACAGCAACAUCAACUACCUCAACAGCAGCAGCAACAUGGCAUAGGUGGUGUUGGCAGACGUCGAGGAAGCGACAGAAGCUUGUCUGGAUCUGCUCACGAGCUAGCCAUUUGCGGAGUGCGUGAUACUGCAGCAGGUCCUAAGGUGCCGCAUUCCCAUAGUCAGUCGAAUCUAACUGAUAUUCCUUACAGGGAAGUUUCUAUGCCGAAAGAUGAUGUCUGCCCUUGGGAUUCUGGAUCUCCUCAGGCAACUGGUAGUUCAACUGGUACGGUGCCUCGAGUGGCCUCGGCCAGUUUCAGCCCUCCAACCGAAGCAUCGGGUCCGAACCUUCAGUCUGAAUCACGUAUGCCACGAAAAAAUCCAUCUCAACCCGAUUCAUUUAGUUCCUCUUCAGACGUAAGCAGUACCACGCCUGAUAUCUCAGAGCGUUUACAACGAAAGAUCAGUCCGUCAGUUAAGUCUGAGAUCAAGCAAGUAUAUCGAAAUUAUUCGGUGGGUUCGGCCCCGCUCGGAAGCGGCCGAAGUUGCUCAACGGAAAUGGCCCACUUGGCCAGCACUGCAGCUUGCAGCAGUACCUCGUUUGACUUAUCGUUUGUGCCAGAAGGUGCGGCGCUAACUCCAUUACCAGAAUUAGAAUUAGCAUCAGCGCCCUGCCUUGUUAACAUCGUGCCUGAGGAAACAAAGCAAUCGCCGCGUUUUCGCACGACAAAGGCACCUCUUAUUAGCAUUAGUGCUAUUGUUGGGGAGCCUGAAGAAGAUUUAGAAACAUUGUCCUUGGACCUCGAAACGCAUGAUACGAGCAGUGACUACGCUCUUAUGAGCGAUCCUCUAACGCAGGUGCAAAGUAUCGAUGAAGAUAAAACACUUGACUCCUCGCAACUUCCAACCGAUACUGAAAAACCAUGUAUAGAAGAUCAAGAAAAUAUUUCAUCAGAACAGCCAAAAGCUGUUCAGUCAACGCCACAAAAGGAUAAACCUGUUGAGCCUCAGUCUUCGGACCCAAACAAAGAUGUCUCCGCUGAUCAACAAAAUCCUUCAUUGCAACAGGAGCAAGACAAUAAUGUUAAUGAAGUUUGCCCCUGGGAAGAUGAGGAAAACUGCCAAGUAGAUGCUCCUUAUGUUAAAACAUAUGCUACUUUGGGUUAUUUGUAAGUUCUGAUCAGUCUUGUUAAAGGUUCUUGCAGGUCCUAACGCGUAUAAAUGUUUUAUUAUAACAAAAUCACUUAAACAGCUCAUUAUCAGUUGUUUAAAACUUAACUAAAUAAUUAGUUAAUGAAAAAUUGAGCUCAGAGUAAAAUUGCAGCAAUAUUAUAAAAAUGAAUAUUAGUAAUUGAAUUAGUGAAUUAUUUUAUGGAAAGAUUUGAAAUCGUUAAAACUUUACAAGUACACAAUUAUGGCCUAGCUAUCAAAUGAAAAUGUAUCAGUACAGUAAUAAAUUAAGCGGUAACUUUUUUGUUUACAAGUGUAAAAUGAAUUUUACUUUGUUUGAAUUAUUUUAUUUUUUAAGUUAUCCAAAAAAAUUAGCCUAUUAACGAAAAAAAUUUAAUUUUAUCUUAAUAUCUAAAAAAUAUUGAUAAGGUAAUGACUAAAUAUCAUGUACUCACGACACAAUUUUUCUCGACUCUAUAAUCUAAUAAUAGUGAAUUACGCUUAAACAAUCUCCGCACCGAUUACAUAUAAUUGCAUGGACAUACAGCAAUUUCAGUAGGUAAAAUAUCUUAAUGGUAAUGCAGAAGCAUUUUAAACUAACAAUACUACGUAAAUAUAAAAAAUAUGAAGGUAGCAAAUGAAAAAUAACGUAGCACAUGCAUGUUUAAAAAGGUUUAAAAAGGUUUAAAAAAAUUGUCUGACAUUAUUUACAAUGAACUCAAAUUCGUUGAAUGCAGUUCAAAGGAUAACGUUGAUAAUGAGCCCUUCAACCGAUCCCUUGAAACGCUUUCCGUAAGUUCUACAAAUUUCUGAAUAAUAGUUGUUUUCAUAAACAGAGUGUUCCAAAAAUAUAAAUAAUAUAUAUCUAUAUAUAUCCUUAAAUACCUUUCUAAGAUUUGAAGCAAGAAUGAAUUAUUUUGAUGAAGUUUUUAUGAUUUGUUUUGACAAAUCGAAUGAUCUCGACUUCAAUUUUUUUAAUGUAAAAUAGACGCUGAAAAAAAGUAAAUGAUUUUCUAUCAUUAGUUAAAAAAUAGUAGAAGAAUAUUCGUAAAAAUUCUUGGAAUAAUUACCGUUCGAGUUUGAAUUUCACUUAAAAAUGAUUUUUUUUUCAUCGCUUCUUCACCUGCGAUGAAACAUCGAUCUAAAACUUUAGAGAAAAGUUAUACUAAUCUGAUAUGUACACGUCACUGUAGGGUCUCUAUUCUUUUAUGACCAAUUACCAAAAAUAUUUGAUUUUGUAUUAUUGACGUUUUUCCAACAAAGUUAUAUGUUAAUUUUUAUAUAUUUUUCGCAGACUACUACAGUUUUUGAAAAAUAUUGCAUAUAAAGACUGUCCGUUAUUUCUCGAUUAGCUGUAAUAUUUGAUCUAACUCCUUGAAACCUCAUUUUUUUUUAUUGUAAUGAAAAAAAUAAUAAUCCACAGAUCUCGAUAGGUGCUGUCUCGAUCCACACGUGACUCAACUCAAAAAGUUUUCAUAAAAUUUUGAAAAAUUCAUCCAUUCUUUAACUAGUUGUAAGACUCUUUAAUUCUUAGACAUUUUUUCUAUAAGAUUGUUCUUUUUUGAGAUAAGAAAUCGUAAAGAUUUGAACGUGAUAAAAAAAAAUUCAUGAAAAAUCCAAGUUCAAAUAAAAAUACGUUUUAAAUCUUAGCGAUUUUUCAUGCUUAUGUAUGAAUUUUUCAGGAUUUUUUUAUAACUUAUUUGAAAAUGACUCGUGUUUUUUUGUCUUGUGGCGUGCGAUAAACUGCGUCUAUUAAGCUCUGAUUAUUUAAUUUCAUUAUAAUUAAAAAGAUGAAAUUGCAGGGGUUAAUAGCAAAUAUUAGAACUAUACGGGAUAAGCGCACAUUCUAUUGCAUAAUCAUACUUAGAUCUUAAUAUGUAUACUGGCUAUACAUUUAUGAGCUUAUCCUUUUGCAUAUACUGUAUACUCUUUAAGCGGGUGGAUUGUAUAUGACGUUAAAAGCUUAACUAUUUAUAGAAUUUUAAUAUAAAAUACUUAAGUUACAGAAAAGUUAAUAAAAACUGAGUUUUAGAAACUUUUCUGCUCUUAAGAAUACGCGUCACUUUUCCAUGACCAAAAUAAAAUUGGUACUUUUGUUUUAACGAGCGAAAAUUAGCUACUUUUAUCCAUUUAGGAAAAAUAAAUGAUGGUCACACCUGUUUCAAAUGCGUGGUAAAUUACUGUUGGCAUUGAAAAGAAAUAUUCGCCAUCGGAAAUGGAAUCUUUUGAAGCAAUGUUGUAGAAAUUAUAAAUAUCAAAAAGUUUUUAUCCCUGUUUCAGCGUUUAGGGGUGCUGCUUAAUUAUAAUCAUGUACUGUUAAUGAUAUAAUCGUUGUGAACUUUGAUGUGAUUGGUGGGAUAUUUAAGGAUUUUUGAAAGAUGCGUAAAGCGAACCAAGUGUGCCUGUCGAGUUGAGUUACUUUGAUUUUAAAAACUUAUAAGAUCCUUCAUAACUAAAAUCCGAGUAAUUUUUGGGUACGAACUGACUUUUUUUAUAAGAAGCAACUUACUUAAUGAAAAAUUAACAGUACGGUGCGAUUAUUUGAAACCAAUUAUUUACAGCGAUAUCAUUAUAAAUUCAAAAUUCAUAAUCACAUCUAUAAAUGAAGUGUAGAUGCUAGUUCACGAGUUAUGUUUAUGUAGAACUCAGUACAAGUUGUCUAAUUAAUAGAAAGACGAUUCUCUUAUAAGUUACAAGGUGAGCUGAGGAACUAAUGAUUUUUUCCGUACAUUAGUAUUGAAAUAGCCCAAAUAUUGCCCACACGUUCUUAUCUUAACAUUAAUACACUUAAUACUCAAAUUUCUUAGAGAGAUAUUUAUAAGUUCAUAUUACUUGCUGAUGCAUACUAUUAUUUUUAAAUUCACAUUAAUAAAUAAUAUUUGAGGUAUGAAUAAUUUAAUCAGAAGACUGAAAAUGUACCUGAAUGCGACAAAAAUGAAUUAACGGAGUAAAUGAACAACAAACCACUGUGAAAAAACCAUAAAUCUUAUUUUCCUAUUAAAAUAAUUUUUCGAUUAUUCUUUCAAUUUA
This is a messenger RNA of Trichogramma pretiosum, 6839 nucleotides long. RefSeq names its product regulator of G-protein signaling 9. The transcript is spliced from 14 exons. Gene Ontology annotation, biological process: G protein-coupled receptor signaling pathway; regulation of G protein-coupled receptor signaling pathway; intracellular signal transduction. Lineage: Eukaryota; Metazoa; Arthropoda; Insecta; Hymenoptera; Trichogrammatidae. Bases 1197 to 3812 code for a protein of 871 amino acids. The record is from RefSeq and is a predicted model, not a curated record.